AUGCCCCCAAAGGAUAACAGAAAAGUUACAAAGACAGAAAACGAUUUUGCGGAGGAGGAUCAGCAAAUAAAUGAUGAAAUUGUGAGAGCCAAGUUGCGGUUGGCAGCACUGGAGGCCGUUCAUGCGGAUCGUUUGGAGGAAAUUGCGAUGCUUAAGCGAUCGCGCGAUGAUCUCUUGUCUACCUUUGAAAAGUGUGAGGGUGACGCAAACGCAGCAACUGAGGAUAGACUUGAUAUUUUGACUGAUUUUACGCGUCAGUACAAGAACGACGAAAAGUUUAAGAUUGAAAUUGCUACUAGGAUGGAUGCCACACUCAAUCGCUUGGCAGAAGAGAAGUUGAAACUUGUCGAAGAACUAAAGAAGACGAAGACUGAGUUUGAAGAGGCUAUUGCUCAGGUUAAGGCAGAGUGCGAGACCCUUUACUCCCGUAUUGCUGACAUGGAGAGAGAGUUCGAUACGAUAAUGAUGGAAACAAAAUCUGGAGAUUCGACCCAGUAG
Messenger RNA from Trypanosoma brucei brucei TREU927, 498 nucleotides. RefSeq lists its product as hypothetical. The coding region runs from base 1 to 498 and encodes 165 amino acids. Lineage: Eukaryota; Euglenozoa; Kinetoplastea; Trypanosomatida; Trypanosomatidae. The transcript has a single exon. The record is from RefSeq and is a predicted model, not a curated record.